AUGGAGUUUUGCGAUUUUCUGUUCUCUCGAGAGAAUUCCAUAUGGGACUCGAUGAAUGAGAAGGUAAUCCAUGACAUGACGAGACCGCUGUCGCAUUAUUGGAUUGCGAGUAGCCAUAACACAUAUUUGACUGGCGAUCAACUACGUUCUGACUCCUCACUCGAUUCCUACGCCCAAGCUCUUCUUAUGGGAUGUCGCUGCAUUGAGUUGGAUUGCUGGGAUGGGCAGCGGAAGGCGAAUUCGCAGGAAUUCCAGGAUAUUGUAAUCUAUCACGGGUACACGAUGACCUCCAAACUAUUGCUACGCGAUGUGCUUUACGUCAUAAAGCACUACGCAUUUAUAACUAGUGUAUAUCCAGUUAUUCUUUCUAUCGAGGACAACUGUUCAGUUCCUGCUCAACGUUUGCUAGCACAAGAGAUUAGGGAAAUACUAGGGGAUGAUCUACUCACCCAGCCGAUCAACCCCGCCGAAACGGAAUUGCCAUCACCAGCCGCUUUGAAGAAAAAAAUCAUCCUAAAGCACAAGAAGUUACCGAUUGAAAGCGAGGAUUUGGCGACUUUUGUGAGCGCAAGCACUGAUGAAUUUCAGGAUACUGACAUCUUAGCACGGGAAUGCAUUAAGAAAGGUGUGCUCUCGUUAUUAGACAGCGUUCGACAUGAGUGGUCAUCACAUGUGUUUAUACUAUUCCCGGAUCGGCUUUGUUAUCUUCUGGAUACUUGCGAUGAUUCUUCUGCAAAGGAGGACACAAUUAGCAUGAUGGGCGACGAUGAUAGAGAGGAGGAUAGUUUGGCUGGAUUUGGUGUUCGUCCAGAAGAGCAACAUAUCACUGAGGAAUGGUUUCAUGGACAUUGUGAACGAGAUGAGGCGAAGGAACGAAUUCUUCAACACAAGGACAAAGGGAACGGUUUAUUUAUGGUGAGAGAUUCCAAUCUCUUUAUCGGGGAUUACUCGCUUACCAUACUUCACGACGGAAAAGUUCAUCAUGUACGGAUCAAGACACGAAUCAUUGACAAAGAGAAGAAAUAUUAUUUCAUGGAUAAUAAGGUAUGCGACACAUUGUACGAGCUGGUAUCGUACUAUACACGCCACUAUCUGACCACUCCGACGUUUAAAAUGGUGUUAACCACACCAUGUCCACAACCGCAACCUCAUUUGAAUCAACCAUGGUUUUCAAGGACGGCGAACAAGGAGAAGGCUGAAGCAUUGCUGAGUCAGGUGCCGGAGGAUGGUGCUUUCCUCCUCCGAUACUCAAGCAGCGAUAAGAGUGUCUUUGUGUUAUCUAUAAGAGUGGAUGGUGAGAUCUGGCAUUACCGUCUGAAACGUGAUGGACGGAUUUUCGUCGUGAAUCAAACGGUUUUUGAAAAUCUUAAUCAGAUCGUUGAGUACUAUCGUACACGGGAAUUUGUUCGUGGAAUUCCGCUUCGGUUCCCGGUGAACGAAAACGACAUGAGUGCUAUACCGGCUCAUCUGGAGAUAGCGCAAGGAAGUUACCAGGAACUUUCUCAACUUGAAGAAAAAGUUUUAGCUCGUGCACUUCGACCGUACCGAGGCACCGGCGAUGACGAUCUUUCCUUCCCUGCAAACGCCAUCAUUACAGUACUCAGAAAAGAAGAAGCGCUUUGGACAGGUCGUUAUGGUUCAUCGGUUGGAUGGUUCCCUGCUUCUUACGUGCAAGAAAUUUUACCAGAAAAGACAACUACAACAGGUGUGGCGAGCAGUUACAACACUAUUGAGCUCGCCGGUACCGUAAUCGAACGAGUUACGGACGGAGAGAAACAGCAUGUUAUCAAAAUAUCGCAUAGUGCUCAACAAUGGAGCGGACAACAUUGGCUGCUCGCCGCUCGAUCCGUCGAGGAGGCAGAUGAUUGGCAGAAUCAGCUCUGGGAUUUGACACGAUCUGUGAAUAACAAGAUUAGUGUUUUACGAACAAAGGAGAAAAGUGCUCGGAUCGCUGCAGAACUUUCGAAUCUUGUGGUGUAUUGCCAAGCGGUGCCCUUCGAUCCAACCCAUGUUCAGACCGGAUCAUUUUACGAGAUGUGCUCAUUCGUUGAAAAUAAGCUGGAUAAGUUGCUAGAGAAGGGUUUGAUUACAUUCAAUAUUCGACAACUAUCACGGGUUUAUCCACAUGGUUCCCGGAUUACCUCCGCCAAUUAUAACCCGGUACCAAUGUGGAAUGCAAGUUGCCAUAUGGUGGCUCUCAACUAUCAAACGGGUGACAAACCUAUGCAAUUGAAUCAGGGGAAAUUCAUGGGUAAUGGACGAUGUGGCUACGUCCUGAAGCCGGAGUAUAUGCUUGACGAGAAUUUCGAUCCAUCUCGGGCUGGAUCAGUAACAACAUCCUGUGCUGUACGGCUCACGGUCCAAGUGAUUGCUGGACGUCAUUUGUCGCGACGCGAUAAGCAUAAGGGAAUCUGUUCCCCAUUCGUCGAGGUGGAAGUUAUUGGGCUACCUUGUGACGAGAAGACGUUCAAGACGAGAACCAUAGCAUCUAACGGACUGAAUCCGAUGUGGAAUCAAACGGCAGUGUUUGAUGUGACUUGCCCUGAAGUUGCUCUGCUAAGAUUUUACGUAGAAGACGGGGAUUUUGUGGGCCCAAAGACAGAUCCAUUCAUAGGACAAGCCGUUUUUCCUCUCGACUGUAUUCGAUGUGGGUUUCGCUCAAUACCUCUUCUCAAUCAAUUCAGUGAAGAACUUGAAUUGUCCUCUUUACUGGUAGAUGUACAAAUGAUAAAAUUGUCCGAUUCCACUCUGAUACAAUCUGCUCACAGCGUCCUACAGUCCACCCGGAUGGCACCAGUUUUUCGUUCUAAAGACCGGAAACUACAUUCCGUUGAUUCUCUCCCCUCCUCCUCUUCUCUGACAUCUUCGUCAGCUCCGCGAGAAAUCGCAACUCGUCCCGGGGUUUCUUCCAUGCUCAGCAGUUCCGUCGACUCACCUUCCCCUUCGGCGAGUUGUGUGAGCACAAGGAAAUUUUCCGCUUUCCAAUCGCAGGAUAGUGUGGAUAGCGCUGAUUCCAUGUCUUCUUCUGCUAAUGGGACCAUGUCGACAGACAAAGAGAAAAAACGCAGCAAAUGGGGAUUUCCUGCGUUCCGAUUCAGGAGCAAAGACAAGGAUUGA
Messenger RNA from Necator americanus (New World hookworm), 3117 nucleotides. RefSeq lists its product as uncharacterized. Lineage: Eukaryota; Metazoa; Nematoda; Chromadorea; Rhabditida; Ancylostomatidae. Gene Ontology annotation, molecular function: protein binding; phosphatidylinositol-4,5-bisphosphate phospholipase C activity. Bases 1 to 3117 code for a protein of 1038 amino acids. The record is from RefSeq and is a predicted model, not a curated record. The transcript has 26 exons. Gene Ontology annotation, biological process: phosphatidylinositol-mediated signaling; release of sequestered calcium ion into cytosol; lipid metabolic process.